CGUCACUUGAAGUGAAACCUUCUUUCCGUAAACAACGUACGGUCUAUGCUAGUAGCUCAAUGACGACACGCGUAUCGAUCGGAAUUCAAACUUGUACCUCGAUCGGAAGGCAUAGUGCGGCAAACACCGGUCUCCCCUUUGUGAUCGGAUUUUUUCAAAGAAAUAUUGGUCCAGCUUGCAUCGAUCUGGAGGACGCAAAUUGGUCGUCCUUUUUUCCCCCACGAACGAAUAUUUGCGCGGGAGAAUGAUCGUGGCUCUUGUCUCGAAGUUGUGUCUCAUUCGGACGAUCGAACUCGAAUCGAAUGAACGUCCGUUCGUGCUCGAUGGUUAUCGAUCUGGCAAACGAACGAUCCUUGAACGAUUUCAAAAUUGCUGGGGCUCGAGAAAAAUCUGUACAUCGAAUGCGGUUAGCAGUGUAUCGAGAGUUUUGCGAUUGGUCGAAAUCGCAGACUCGUUCCUUGGUGUAGUAGGGAUCACCCAAUGAUGCCCAGUCUGGUGCGCCGUCGCUACUAUGGUCAGAGCCUAUGAGGAUGUAGCUGUAGCGUACGGAGAAUGAAGGUUCGAACGCUCAAAAGAUAUGCCGAGAAAAUCGUUUGGAAACCAUUGGAAAUUGAACUCGCAGUGUUCCUCGUUCACGGAGAAACAAUUGCUCGGGUCGCGUUCACGAUCCCAGUGAAAAGGAUCGAUUUUCAGAUCGGUUCGACAGUGUCUUUUAUUCCAGUGAGGAAAGUGUGCGUGCGCGUUGUGUUCGUCGCGAGUGAUUCGUGAUGCGCGACGGGGACGAAUUUGUAAAAGUAUUUGAACGCGAAUGUCCGCAUUCGAACUAUUAAAAUCGUUUGCAUUCGCGAGCCGCUCUUUUCGCGUAGAAUGCGAAAAGCAAGUUAUUCGACGUUCUGCGGUUCAUUUGAAAGUGUGAAAGUUAAUAACGUAACUACACUCAACAAUAAUAGUUCGGCGCGUGUUUCAAAUCACGUCAGCGAGUCCCUUAACGCCCAGUUAUGGCUAUUCGCGGAUACCAGCGCGUUUAUUAUUAAAGACUUCGAGUUCGUCUGACUGUUUACCAAAUUUUCCAUUGUUGUUUAUUGCAAAUUCUUGCGAAUUAUGUAACUAGCAACAAUCACAUCAAUUGAUAAGAGACAUUCUACACUUUUAGAAUGGAGGAAGAAAUAGUUGUUGAUGAUGUUGAUGAGAAUAGUAGCACAGAGACAGCACAAUCAGAUGAUCCAACGACACCCAUUAUGCCUUUAUUAUAUAUUCAACAAAGUAAACUACGUUCGGCACCACCGACAACAACAAAUCAGACAUUGGUUUCGUCGAAUGCCACCCAACUUGCUGCCAUUAUUAAUCCAGUCAACAAUCAGAUUGUUGCUGGACAAAACAAAGUGUUUAUACAAGGGCCAGGUCAGGUUACGAGUUCUCAGAAUAAACAACAUAUUGUGAUCCACCGACCAAUUAACACUGUCAGUACAACAGCAACAUCUCAAGGCCAGAAACACAUACUGCUUAGAAAAUCGAAUGCGUCUACUGCUCAGAUUGUGCCGCUAAGUUCAUCUCAGGGGAAUCAGACUACAGCACAAGCCGGCAAGCAUACGUUCGCCUAUCUUGGAACACUUAUCAAGCCGAACAAGUCACGCGAAUCUGUUGUAAUUCCUGCAGGAGCUUUAACAACAACUCAAAUAGCUAAACCAAAAUUAGUGAUUGGACCAGUUAUCUCUCAAUUGGCUCAGACAUCAACUAGCACCACCACAGGGUCCCAGAAUCAGACUCCCAAGCAUAUGGCGAAUUUGUUACUACCAGUCAGUAUUCCUCAGCAGAGUGGACCCACUAAAUCUAGUAUGUUCAAUUUAAAAAUCAACAAUGGCCAAAUUAGCACGGAAAGCAAAGGAACCAUUACAGUUUUACGGGAAUCGAAGGCAACAAAUUCAGCCACACAUCCGCCGCCAUUGCAUCCUAUUGCGAAAAUGAGUUUACUGAGCGCUAAUAAAGGAAACAAUAAUUCUACAGACAGUAUAAAAAUUACUGAGAACCCUGACUCCGCUGUGAUUACACCUAUUCCCAAAAAGGACGAUAGCGUUAUACCCGAGAAAAGAAAGAAAACUAUAAGCAAUAUAUUAAGAGGAUCCAAUGAGAAACGAUUGAAAAAGCAAAACUUAUCGAAAUCGCCGCAAGACAGUAUGGUCGAAGUCACUUAUGCGCUAAGCAGUCCAGAAUCUGAACAAGACAAAGAUAAGAAAGUGCAAAAUGACGAUGAUAUUACUUUGAUCAAGGUGGUGCCUAGCGAGGAGAAAAGUGUUAAACUGAACACCAACGUGGAUGAUGAUAUAAAGAUUGAAAUUAUUAAAACGCGGACGAGUUGCGUCGAGCCGAUAUCAGACAAUAAGCACGAUACUAAACUCAUUAAUCACGAUGAUAUGAAAGAUCACUUAAACACCAGUCACACGAAUGAUUCUAAUUUUGAUGCUGCAAAGGUGCUAGAUUGGAAAGAUGGUGUUGGUACUCUGCCUGGAAGCACGUUGAAGUUCUGUAUGAAUGAAUUUGGUAUCAUGGAAGUAGUAGAUGAGGACGAGAACAAUAAACAAGGGAAAGAUGGAAUCGGUGAUAAGGAAAAUGUUUGUUUAACACAGAAUUCCUCGAAGUCUAGCCCUCUAACCGUUAAUAAUGUGAACUCUGAGAAGAAGUCGGACGAUAGAAAAACCAGAAUUGUUUCUGUGGACACAAUGUAUCAUUGCGAAGGUUGUGGGUGUUACGGUCUAGCCGCAGAGUUUGAAACUCCAAUAUCAUGCAGUCCAUCGUGCUCAGAAAUAAUAGAAGCUACUAAGAAGCAACCACCAAUGCGGAAGGAAAAAGAUUUGAAAGAUUUACGCGCGAAGCGGAAACGUAAAAGAUUACUACAGGAACAACAGCAAUCGAAAGAAAUGGAGGACAAAACUGAUGAGAAGGUUCAAGAUAAAGUAAAGUCUGAAACUGACGAGGACACCAAGGACACUAUUGCUGGAAUUGAUGAUGAGAGUCAAGGAGACUCUGCCGAGGCAAAGUAUCCUUGGCAGACAGGAAAAGUUGGAUUCUCGUGGUCUAAAUAUCUUGAGCAUUGCAAGGCAAAAGCUGCUCCGGUCAAAUUAUUCAAGGAUCCAUUCCCAUAUAGUAAAAAUAAUUUCAAAGUUGGCAUGAGACUGGAAGGAAUUGAUCCGGAACAUCCUUCCCGAUAUUGUGUUCUAACAGUCGUCGAAGUAGUGGGUUAUCGAAUACGUCUGCAUUUCGACGGGUACCCAGAGAAUUACGAUUUCUGGGUGAAUGCGGAUAGCAGCAUGGACAUAUUCCCGGUUGGAUGGUCGGAGAAGAAUGGGCACCGAUUAGACCCGCCAAAGGGAUAUGUUGCCAGUAAUUUCAAUUGGAAUGCGUAUCUAAAAAUUUGCAAAACUACUGCAGCACCGAAGACUAUAUUUCCAAAUAAAAGUUCAGUCUUUCCAACUGGUUUUCGCGUAGGAAUGAAAUUGGAGGCAGUAGAUAGAAAGCAUUCUUCACUAGUUUGCGUAGCUAGUAUAGCAGGCCUAAUGGACUCUCGCAUAUUAGUUCAUUUUGAUUCUUGGGAUGAGGUUUACGACUAUUGGGCAGAUGCCAGUUCCCCUUAUAUUCAUCCGGUGGGAUGGUGUCAUCAUAACGGUCAUAGUCUCACACCGCCCAAUAAUUAUAAAGAUCCAAAAUCAUUUACGUGGGACGCUUAUCUGAGGGAAACUCGAUCCAUGGUUGCACCAGCAAGAGCUUUCAAGCAACGACCGCCUUGUGGAUUUAAGCGUGGAAUGAAGUUAGAGGCAGUUGAUAAAAGGGUUCCCCAAUUAAUAAGGGUGGCAACAGUCGAGGACGUUAAAGAUCACAUGUUAAAGAUACGAUUCGAUGGGUGGCCAGAAAAUCAUGCUUACUGGGUCGACGAUGAUUCUCCGGACAUACAUCCUAUGGGGUGGUGUUUGAAAACGGGUCAUCCUCUGGAGCCACCAUUAACUCCGGACAACCUGAACGACAGGCCAGAGUGUGGCACAUACGGCUGUCGUGGGAUAGGCCACGUAAAAGGACCUAAAUACGCAACGCACAAUUCUGCGUCCGGUUGUCCCUACUCGCCUCAGAAUCUUCACAAGGUGAGGCAACUGUCUGACAGACUGAACCUGAAACACGAGACUUGCGAUUUCGAGGACGAUGUGCUGGACAAACCGAAAACAGAAAAGACUGAUAAAAUUAAGAUGGAAAAGUCUGAGAAGCCCGAGAAAUUGUUGUUCGCGGAUGAACGGUUACUGAAGACUGAGAAAGAUAUUAAGCAAGAGGACGGCGAACUGUCUGAUAAGAAUGACAAGUCUGAAAAUUCGGAGAAGUCGAGCAAGUCGAAGCAUCAUCAUAGCGACGGACAAACCGACGAUGACGAGCUGUUGAGAAAGCGAAAGAAAAGACGACAGAUUUCCGAGGAGCCUUUGUAUUCUUUAUCAAAUUACGGCGACUCGUCGCUAACGACUGCACCCUACGCUGCAAAUAUGCCUGAUAAACAGUUGCGAAUGGAGCUGUAUCAGUCUGUGUACAAUCCCGGUUACAAUCCGUUACCGGACGCACCACACAUAUGGGCGAAGCAUAGUAACGCUUUGAAUCGAGUGGUAGCGAGGCAGAAUACGAAUCCUCGUCGAUGGUCGAACGAGGAGGUGAUUAAAUUCAUCCAGAGUAUGCCCAAUUGCAAAGAAAUUGGGAACAUUUUUAGGAAACAUAACAUAGACGGCGAGGCGUUUCUAAUGCUAACCCAAGAGGAUUUGGUAUCUCUGCUCGGACUGCGACUCGGCCCAGCGAUUAAAUUGUACAAUAGCAUAGUUCUUCUACGACGAAGGGCAUCGUGAAUCAUGUGCGAUGAACGCACAUACAAUUGGAUCUUGAAAAGUGCAAACUGGCAGCUAUCGUGACGAUAUUGUCAACUGUAAUUGUUUUAGAAGUUCAUGAAAUUUCCAACUGUAGAAACGUAUUUUCUACUGCGAUUGGAAAACGUUUAUUUCAAUGGUGGGAAACGCAAAAAAAUUUUUUAUUAUCCUGAUCAUGCGUGCGAGCAAAUUUAUUGACGGAUGAUGACAGGGGAGAUAUGAUAGCGUUCGAAAAACUUGAUAUCGAGUUUUGAGAUAUAAUCAUAGCUGGAAUGUACGUGCAUCAUAAGUACUUACGAUUGUCCUUUCUAAUUUCUUUUCCUAAACAGUCAAGUGCAUUCAAUCAUGUACAAAUGUAAAUACUAAUGAUCUUAAUAAUUAAAUAUUGUAAUACAAAAACA
Megalopta genalis is the source of this 5287-nucleotide messenger RNA. RefSeq names its product lethal (3) malignant brain tumor (gene l(3)mbt). NCBI's taxonomy places the organism in Eukaryota, Metazoa, Arthropoda, Insecta, Hymenoptera, Halictidae. Gene Ontology annotation, cellular component: nucleus. Gene Ontology annotation, biological process: negative regulation of DNA-templated transcription. Gene Ontology annotation, molecular function: histone binding; zinc ion binding; chromatin binding. The record is from RefSeq and is a predicted model, not a curated record.